Xenopus laevis (African clawed frog) is the source of this 1419-nucleotide messenger RNA. It is a transcript of the gene tube1.L, whose product is annotated as tubulin epsilon 1 L homeolog. The record is from RefSeq and is marked provisional. Gene Ontology annotation, molecular function: GTP binding. Lineage: Eukaryota; Metazoa; Chordata; Amphibia; Anura; Pipidae. Gene Ontology annotation, biological process: microtubule-based process. Gene Ontology annotation, cellular component: microtubule; centrosome.
AUGACACAGUCUAUAGUAGUGCAAGUUGGACAAUGCGGUAAUCAGAUUGGCUGUAGGUUCUGGGACCUGGCUCUUCGGGAGCAUGCAUCUGUGAACAAGAAAGGAAUUUACGAUGAAGCGCUGUGCAGUUUUUUCAGAAAUGUUGAUACAAGAGCUGAAGCUGGUGGAGCAGAUGCUCAGAGAGGCAAGAUAUGCUCCCUGAAAGCAAGAGCUGUCAUGAUAGAUAUGGAAGAAGGAGUAGUUAAUGAGAUUCUACAAGGGCCUCUUAGGGACUUAUUUGAUAGCAAGCAGCUCAUAACUGAUGUUUCAGGCUCAGGCAACAACUGGGCAGUUGGCCAUAAGCUGUAUGGGGGCCAGUAUCGUGAACAUAUAGUUGAGAAUCUGAGAAGAACUGCAGAACAAUGCGAUUGCCUUCAGUGUUUCUUUGUGAUACACUCUAUGGGAGGAGGGACAGGCUCUGGUUUAGGCACCUUUGUACUUAAUGUACUUGAGGAAGAAUUCCCUGAGGUCUAUAGGUUUGUUACCUCUGUAUAUCCUUCUGCAGAGGAUGAUGUCAUUACAUCUCCGUACAAUAGCGUAUUGGCAAUGAAAGAACUUACUGAACAUGCCGAUUGUGUACUGCCUAUAGAAAACCAGUCCUUAGUUGACAUAGUGAACAAAAUUAAUCAGAUGGCAAACACUGGAAAACUUGGAAACGUGAAGCCAAACAGUCUGGUUACUUCCAGCAAAGGGGGAGUCAAAGAGAAUGAGAAACCAUUUGAUGCCAUGAAUAACAUUGUAGCUAAUCUUCUGCUAAAUUUGACAAGCUCUGCCAGGUUUGAAGGUUCCCUGAACAUGGAUCUGAAUGAAAUUAGCAUGAAUCUUGUACCUUUUCCUCAGCUGCAUUAUCUGACAUCAAGUCUCACUCCUCUCUAUACACUAGCUGAUGUGAAUGUUCCUUCCCGAAGGCUGGACCAAAUGUUUUCAGAUGCUUUCAGUAAAGAUCACCAGUUAAUUCGUGCUGAUCCUAAGCACAGCCUUUAUCUUGCAUGUGCUCUGAUGGUGAGAGGAAAUGUGCAGAUUUCUGACCUCCGCAGGAACAUUGAAAGGUUGAAACCUUCUCUGCAGUUUGUUUCUUGGAAUCAAGAGGGAUGGAAGACCGGCCUGUGUUCAGUCCCACCUGUUGGCCAUUCCCAUUCUCUGCUGGCACUUGCAAACAAUACCUGUGUAAAACCUACGUUCAUAGAACUAAGGGACAGGUUCAGUAAACUCUACAGGAAAAAGGCUCACCUGCAUCAUUACUUACAAGUGGAUGGCAUGGAGCAACACUGCUUCACAGAAGCAAUUUCUUCUUUGUCCUCCCUCAUUGAAGAAUACAGUCAGCUUGAUGCAUCCAAAGGCAUACAUGUGCUGGAUCCUCCUAGAUUGAACAUUGUAUGA